AGAUUAAACGAUUUUCUCCGCGGUCCGGCAACACAGUGUUCUGUUUUUCCUUCCACAAGUAGCGCUAUCAAAACGUGAACAGUUGCACAAAAAUAUUGAAAAAUACGGUUCCGCAGGACCAAACCCCAGCUCUGCGAUGGCUCAUAACUAUAUUGUGACCGCCCAGAAGCCAACGGCUGUCACGGCGUGCGUUACCGGCAAUUUCACCUCGACGUCUGAUUUGAAUCUGAUUGUGGCUAAAAGUUCUCGAUUGGAAAUCUACCUUGUCACUCCGGAAGGGUUGCGCCCCAUUAAGGAAAUCGGCAUUAAUGGGAAGAUUGCUGUCAUGAAGCUGUUCCGCCCAGCGGAGGCACAAAAGGAUCUCAUAUUCAUCUUAACCCAUCGCUACAAUGCGAUGAUCUUAGAAUGUGCCGUGCAAGGAGAUGACAUCGAAAUAAUCACCAAAGCCCACGGUAAUGUGGCAGAUCGCGUUGGCAAACCAGCCGAGACUGGCAUCCUGGCAGUCAUAGACCCGAAGGCACGAGUUAUCGGCAUGCGGCUAUACGAGGGUUUGUUCAAAAUUAUCCCCCUGGAUCGAGAUACCCACGAGCUGAAGGCCACCAGUUUGCGAAUGGAGGAAGUUCACGUGCAGGAUGUGGAAUUUUUGUACGGAACUCAACAUCCGACGUUGAUUGUCAUCCAUCAGGACUUGAAUGGCCGCCACAUCAAGACACACGAAAUUAAUCUGAAGGAUAAGGACUUCACCAAGAUUGCUUGGAAACAGGAUAAUGUUGAAACCGAGGCCACCAUGUUGAUUCCGGUGCCAACACCCCUCGGCGGAGCGAUUGUAAUUGGACAAGAGUCGGUUGUGUAUCACGACGGAGACAGUUAUGUGGCAGUAGCUCCACCCAUUAUCAAGCAAAGUACCAUAAAUUGCUAUGCCAGAGUCGACAGCAAAGGAUUCCGCUAUUUGUUGGGCAAUAUGAGCGGUCAUCUUUUCAUGAUGUUCUUGGAAACGGAGGAAAACGCGAAAGGCCAAUUGAGUGUAAAAGAUAUUAAAGUAGAGCUUCUUGGUGACAUUACCAUCCCAGAGUGUAUUACAUACUUGGACAAUGGAGUUCUAUUCAUAGGAUCCCGCCAUGGGGAUUCACAGUUGGUGAAAUUGAACACAACGGCGGGCGACAACGGAGCUUACGUUACCGUCAUGGAAACGUUUACCAAUUUGGCUCCUAUAAUUGACAUGUGCAUUGUAGAUUUGGAAAAGCAAGGUCAAGGCCAAAUGAUCACGUGCUCGGGAAGCUACAAGGAAGGCUCAUUGCGUAUUAUUCGGAACGGAAUCGGUAUACAGGAGCAUGCCUGCAUUGACUUACCAGGAAUCAAAGGUAUGUGGGCGCUGCGUGUCGGUAUCGAUGACAGUCCGUAUGAUAAUACGUUGGUGCUUUCCUUUGUUGGACAUACCCGAAUUCUCACGUUGUCGGGGGAGGAAGUGGAAGAAACGGAAAUUCCUGGAUUCCUCAGCGACCAGCAAACAUUCUAUUGCGCCAACGUGGACUUUGGCCAAAUCAUUCAGGUUACUCCGACGACCGCUCGGUUGAUUCAGUGUGACAACAAAGCAAUGAUUUUCGAGUGGAAACCUCCAGAUGAUAAGCGCAUCAGCGUUGUCGCUUGUAAUUCCUGUCAAAUGGUAUGCGCCACGGCUUAUGAUAUCUAUUACAUUGAAAUUGGUUCGGGAAAGUUGGUACAUAAGAGUACUGUCACGUUGGACUAUGAAGUAGCUUGUUUAGAUAUUUCGCCUUUGGAAGACAGUGCUACUGAGGCGGAAUUGGUGGCGGUUGGCCUCUGGACAGAUAUUUCUGCUUGUAUCUUGAGGUUGCCGAAUUUGGAAAUGGUACACACUGAAAAGCUAGGUGGAGAAAUUAUACCCCGAUCCAUUUUGAUGGCUCAUUUCGAGGGAAUCGUCUACCUGCUGUGUGCUCUUGGCGAUGGAUCAAUGUUCUAUUUCGUACUCGAUAAGAAAACUAACCGAUUGACAGACCAGAAGAAAGUCACCUUAGGCACACAGCCAACGAUUUUGAAAACGUUCCGUUCCUUAUCGACUACGAAUGUCUUUGCUUGCUCAGACCGACCCACAGUCAUCUACAGUUCCAAUCACAAAUUGGUGUUUUCCAACGUCAACUUGAAGGAGGUGAACCACAUGUGUUCCCUGAAUGCAGAAGCUUACCAGGACAGUUUGGCGUUGGCUACGAAGAAUUCCGUUAUUCUGGGAACGAUCGACGAAAUACAAAAGCUACACAUUCGAACGGUUCCGCUGGGCGAGUCGCCUCGUCGGAUUGCUUACCAGGAAGCAUCGCAAACGUUCGGAGUCAUUACGGUACGAACGGACGUUCAAGAUUCCAGUGGCCUGGCGCCGUCCCGACAAAGUGCCUCAACGCAGACUUCGAAUGUGACAUCGUCGACGAAUAUAGCACUACUCAAGCCCGGAGCUAGUAACGCCGAAUUCGGGCAGGAAGUGGAAGUUCACAACUUGCUCAUUAUUGACCAGAAUACAUUUGAGGUCUUACAUGCCCAUCACUUCAUGCAGACAGAGUACGCUAUGUCAUUGAUUUCGGCGAAGCUUGGCAAUGAUCCCAACACGUAUUACAUUGUUGGAACGGCGUUGGUCAAUCCAGAAGAGCCGGAACCAAAGGUGGGACGCAUUAUAAUCUACCAUUAUGCGGAUGGAAAUCUUACCCAAGUCAGUGAAAAAGAAAUCAAAGGUGCCUGUUACUCGCUGGUGGAAUUCAAUGGACGAGUGUUGGCGACUAUCAACUCAACUGUACGAUUAUAUGAAUGGACUGAUGAUAAAGACUUACGACUCGAAUGCAGUCAUUUCAACAACGUGCUGGCACUCUACUGCAAAACAAAAGGUGAUUUUAUUUUGGUCGGCGAUUUGAUGAGAUCCAUCACGUUGCUGCAGUACAAACAAAUGGAGGGCAGUUUCGAGGAAAUCGCACGUGAUUAUCAACCGAACUGGAUGACGGCCGUAGAAAUUUUGGACGACGACGCCUUCCUCGGGGCGGAUAAUAGUAACAAUCUUUUCGUUUGCUUGAAAGACUGCGCUGCAACCACAGACGACGAACGACAACAAAUGCCCGAAGUUGCCCAGGUUCAUCUCGGCGAUAUGGUUAACGUGUUCCGGCAUGGCUCCCUCGUAAUGGAAAAUAUUGGCGAACGUACGACGCCCACUUCUGGAUGUGUACUGUUCGGAACUGUCAGCGGGGCGAUUGGACUGGUUACGCAAAUUCCGGCCGACUACUACGAAUUUCUACGUAAGCUACAGGAGAACCUAACCGAUACAAUCAAAUCAGUAGGCAAAAUAGAUCAUGCUUACUGGCGCAGUUUUCACACAGAGAUGAAAACGGAGCGAUGCGAAGGCUUCAUCGAUGGGGAUUUGGUAGAAAGUUUUCUAGAUUUAAAUCGGGAAAAGAUGCAUGAAGCGGCUCUAGGGCUGCAGAUUGAUGUCGAAGGAACCAAGAAAGAGGCGACGGUGGAUGACAUAAUAAAGAUUGUGGAAGAUCUUACCAGGAUACACUAGACGGAAUUAUCUGUCAUGUUACAAUCUGCCACGGUUACAAACUUGGUCGUUCUGGUGUUGUUGAAGAGAAGACCUGAAGAAGUUAGCUCCCGGGAACGAGUAUGUAGAAAGACGUCCCUCGAAUACCAAGUCAUGCAUUGAGCAAUGUAACCAAACGACACUUGUUUGAAAAAAAGUUGAAGUAAACGUUUAAAUACUAAAACAUUAUUUCUUGUUUCUGAGUAAUAAACGAAAUACAGUGAUCCAUAAACAUGUGA
This is a messenger RNA of Armigeres subalbatus, 3810 nucleotides long. It is a transcript of the gene pic, whose product is annotated as DNA damage-binding protein 1. The coding region runs from base 137 to 3553 and encodes 1138 amino acids. The record is from RefSeq and is a predicted model, not a curated record. Gene Ontology annotation, molecular function: nucleic acid binding; protein binding. NCBI's taxonomy places the organism in Eukaryota, Metazoa, Arthropoda, Insecta, Diptera, Culicidae. Gene Ontology annotation, biological process: DNA repair; proteasome-mediated ubiquitin-dependent protein catabolic process. Gene Ontology annotation, cellular component: nucleus; site of double-strand break. The transcript is spliced from 8 exons.